Molecule: messenger RNA, 802 nt
Organism: Macadamia integrifolia
Lineage: Eukaryota; Viridiplantae; Streptophyta; Magnoliopsida; Proteales; Proteaceae
Product: 17.8 kDa class I heat shock protein-like
Exons: 1
Coding region: 126-605 (159 amino acids)
Biological process (GO): response to heat; response to hydrogen peroxide; response to salt stress
Source: RefSeq, a predicted model, not a curated record
ACAGGACUGACAUCCUUCCUCCACAACGUUCAGGAAGUUUUACACUAAGCAUUAAUCAAGCUAUCUGUACGAGAAGAGUUCUCCGCAAUUAGUGUCGAUCCUAAACAAAGCCUAAAUCAGUAGCAAUGUCGCUUAUUCCAAGCUUCUUUGGUGGCCGACGAACCAUUUCCCAUCCAUUCUCAAUGGAUAUCUGGGAUCCAUUCAACGACUUCCCAUUCUCAACCUCCCUAUCUAUUCCUCGCACCCAAUUCUCCAAUGAAACAGCUGCAUUUGUCAAUGCACGUAUCGAUUGGAAGGAGACCCCACAAGCCCAUAUCUUCAAAGCUGAUCUUCCUGGGCUCAACAAGGAAGAAGUGAAGGUCGAGGUUGAAGAAGGCGGAGUCCUCCAGAUCAGUGGAGAGAGAAGCAAAGAGCAGGAAGAGAAGAGUGAUCAGUGGCACCGGGCUGAGCGUAGCAGUGGCAAAUUCCUGCGCAGGUUCAGGUUGCCUGAGAAUGCCAAGAUAGAUCAGGUGAAGGCUACCAUGGACAAUGGUGUCCUCACUGUCACGGUGCCCAAGGAAGAAGUGAAGAAGCCAGAUGUCAAGGCCAUUGAGAUCUCUGGCUAGAAGGUAUCCUGUUACACACCCUGAUGUGAUUAAUUAUUGGAUUUAUAAACUAAUAUAUGAAGAGAUAUCUAACAAUGAUUUUUGGAGAGUUUCUUGUUGUAACUUCGAGUUUCUGCUUUGUGGAGAGAAUGUUUAAUACAGAAAUACAAAAGUUCUGAUAAAUUUGAUAUCAUUGAAAAAUUCCAUUUUCAGUUGUC